GCAGGGAGCGCUGUGCACGGUGCACUGUGUUGGGAGGUUUAGAUCUACAGGCUGCAUCGCCUCCUCACCCAAGUGGAAGGACCGAGCGCCGUGCAAUGGACAAAGUGACCCGCGGUGCACUGUGUGCGAUGCCCGAGGGGGAAUGAAGAGUACGACACGUAGUUUUGAUGAAGGCUUGAGAUUCUCUGGCGCUAUGGCACGGAUUUGCACUCUGGCAAAGGCGCACUUUGCAAAGAUGACAUAGCGCUCGAGAUCAUGGGACUCCUCGAGGAACCGAACUCACUCACAACGUGAAUGAAAAGAGGAAAAGGGAUUUGCACUCAGCGCGGUUGUUUCGUUCUUUUACCUGGGCGGCUGUGAGCAGAGUGAGUGUGAACUAUGAAUUUGGGCAAAGCGCUCCUGUUGCUCCUGCUCUCCAGUUGCGUGACAAUGGUGCUGUCGCUCUCCACUUGCACCACCGUGGACAUUGACCACAUCAAGAAGAAGAGGGUGGAGGCGGUGCGGGGACAGAUCCUCAGUAAACUCCGAUUGACCAGUCCGCCCCAGACGACGGGUCCCAGCCAGGUACCGUUCCAGGUGCUGGCCCUCUACAACAGCACCAGGGAGCUCAUCGAGGAGCUGGGGAGAGACCGGCAGCAAAGCUGCGGACAGGAUAACACAGAGACCGAAUACUACGCUAAAGAGAUUUACAAGUUCAACAUGAUCAACGGGCCGCCUGAAAACAAUGACCUCCCCUACUGCCCAAAGGGAAUCACCUCUAAAGUGUUCCGCUUCAACGUCUCCACCAUGGAGAAGAACUCCACCAACUUGUUCCGGGCCGAGUUUCGAGCCCUGCGGAUCCCCAACGGUAGCGCCAAGAAAAAUGAGCAGCGGAUCGAGCUCUACCAGAUCCUCCAGAAAGACGACCCUAAAGCCAAGCAGCGCUACAUCGGGGGCAAGAACGUUCUGACUAAAGGGAUGGCCGAAUGGGUCUCUUUCGACGUUACGGAGACAGUGAGGGAGUGGCUGAUGUACAGACAAACCAAUCUUGGCCUGGAGAUCAGUGUGCACUGCCCAUGUCACACCUUCAAGCCCAACGGGGACAUUAUUGAGAACGCCAACGAGGUGCUCGAGGUCAAGUUCAAAGGUACGGAGCCAGACUUUGACGACCAGAGCCGCACCAAGAAACAAAGGGAGCAGCUGUACCCCCAUCUCAUCCUCAUGAUGCUGCCCCCGCACAGGCUGGACGUGCAUUCUUCGUCCCGCAGGCGCAAGAGAGCACUUGACACCAAUUACUGCUUCAACAAUUACGAGGAGAACUGCUGUGUGCGACCACUUUAUAUUAAUUUCCGCCAGGACUUGGGCUGGAGGUGGAUCCAUCAGCCAGAGGGCUACUACGCCAAUUUCUGCUCCGGUCCUUGUCCUUACCUACGCAGCGCUGACACCACACACAGCACGCUGCUGAGCCUCUACAACACCUUGAACCCAGAGGCAUCUGCCUCACCCUGCUGUGUGCCCCAGGACCUGGAGCCUCUGACCAUCCUCUACUACGUGGGCCGCUCGCCUAAAGUGGAGCAGCUGUCCAACAUGGUGGUCAAGUCGUGCAAGUGCAGUUAGGAAGCCUCAGGGACUUCAGAGACACCUUCCCGCACUACUCAGGAGCGGUCCAGAGAGGUUUGGGGGAGCCUCCGCUGCCCCUUGUACUUCAGUCUUGUCCUAGCUCCGUCUCACUUUGGAAAAGCCUGCAGACAUUGGCAGCAUCUGGUCCAGUUUGACCGAUGAGGGUGAACUCUCAAACCCAGCAGACCUCUUGAUGACCAUCAGCCCUUUAUUUUUUUUUUUUAAACCAUCUUUCUUACAUUUUUACUUCAUAUUCCAGCAUUUUUGAACAGCUCGUACCUCAGUGUAUUCUCAUCCUGUUUUUAUCUAAAGAGGAAUGGAACGAAAAUUGUCUUGGAAUGACCACUGCAUUCUUAAGGACAAGAGAGUGUGGAAAAAAAAAAAAA
Messenger RNA from Hippocampus comes (tiger tail seahorse), 1985 nucleotides. It is a transcript of the gene tgfb3, whose product is annotated as transforming growth factor, beta 3. Lineage: Eukaryota; Metazoa; Chordata; Actinopteri; Syngnathiformes; Syngnathidae. Gene Ontology annotation, biological process: transforming growth factor beta receptor signaling pathway; regulation of cell population proliferation. Gene Ontology annotation, molecular function: cytokine activity; transforming growth factor beta receptor binding; growth factor activity. The transcript is spliced from 7 exons. The coding region runs from base 379 to 1596 and encodes 405 amino acids. The record is from RefSeq and is a predicted model, not a curated record. Gene Ontology annotation, cellular component: extracellular region.